Molecule: messenger RNA, 2093 nt
Organism: Calliphora vicina (urban bluebottle blowfly)
Lineage: Eukaryota; Metazoa; Arthropoda; Insecta; Diptera; Calliphoridae
Product: organic cation transporter protein
Exons: 11
Coding region: 238-2022 (594 amino acids)
Biological process (GO): transmembrane transport
Cellular component (GO): membrane
Molecular function (GO): transmembrane transporter activity
Source: RefSeq, a predicted model, not a curated record
UUCUACAAUACAUUGAGUAGACAAAAGUGACGAUCUCCGGUACUCAACGCAAAAAAUAAUUGUAAAAACUAAUAAACUUUUCAAAAUUUUCUCCCGUAUUUAAGCAACAAAAACAAAGAAUUCACAAAGAAAAUGUUUCAGUAUUUAAGAAAUACAACAAAGCAUAUAUUAAAUUAAUUAAAAUUUAGUAGUAAUUUAAAAAAAAAUAUAUAUUAAAAUAUAAAUAAACAUCACAAAAUGGAUUUCGAUCAAGUAUUAGAGGAGAUUGGUGAAUUUGGCCGUUACCAAAAGACUAAUUAUUUGUUAAUAUGUCUGCCGGUCAUGUUUGCAGCGGCCAAUAGUUUAUCGUAUGUUUUCACAGCCGGUACACCAGCUUACAGAUGUUUAAUACCGCAGUGCGAUGAUGUGAAUGAUCCACAGUUAUAUCCACAUUGGCUAGCAAAUGCUACACCAGGAAAUACCGAUAAAAAUGGUGUUUUUACUCCGGAAACUUGUUAUCGUUAUCGGUUAAAUGAUACCAUAAGUUUGAAUACUUUCGAUAGUUCCGCCCAGGAGUGUCCUCAUGAUUUGUUUUAUGGCAACUUAAAAGAACGUUGCUUUGACUGGGUGUUUGAUAAAGAUGAGAGAACAAUUGUACAGGAGUGGGACUUAACUUGCCAAGAAAAUGCCUGGAAAUUGGCAUUUGUUGGUACUAUGCAUUUUGCUGGUUUGGUGGUGGGCACAGCUAGCUCUGGCUAUUUAGCAGAUCGAUAUGGUCGCAAAAUCAUCUUCAUCAUAUGCAUUAUAUUCAUGGCCAUAACGGGUGUGGGUCAGGGUUUAGCUUGGGAUUACAAUAGCUUUUUAAUUUUUGCCUUCCUAAAUGCCGUCGGCACCUCUGGUGUUUAUCCUUUAGCAUUUAUAAUUGGUGUCGAAAUGGUGGGACCCAAGAAACGUGAAAUGUCCUCGAUAGUAUUAAAUUAUUUCUAUGCCGUGGGCGAAGCUUUGGUGGGCUUGACUGCUUGGCUUUUACACGAUUGGCAGCUGUUGCAGUAUGCCCUCUCCAUACCACCUUUAUUUUUCAUAGUCUACUAUUGGUUGGUACCCGAAUCGGUAAGAUGGUUGAUAGCCCGCAAUCGCAAAGAGAAAGCUGGUGAAAUUAUACGUAAAGCGGCCCAAAUAAAUCGUAAAGAGUUAUCGGUGGCUUUGCUAGCAAAUUUUCAAAUGGAAACUCCUAUUGAAACAACUAUAGAUGGUGAUUCCAAAGAUAAAUUGAAAGUGGAGAAAUAUGAAAUUUGGCUGGCUGUAAAGGAGGUAUUCAAAUCGAAAUCUUUAAUGUUCAGAUAUACCAUAAUGUUAUAUAUAUGGGCUAUAAAUUCUGUGGUUUACUAUGGCCUCUCUUUAAACUCUACGAAUUUGAGUGGAAAUAAAUAUUUCAACUUUGCUUUGGUGUGUCUUAUUGAAAUUCCCGGCUAUACUUUGGCUUGGUUUUCUCUUAACAAAUUUGGUCGCCGUAUAUCGCUAACGGGUUCAUUAUUUCUUUGUGCCAUAACUUGUGUAGCGGGAGGCUAUAUUACUAAAGUGCAAACUAACUUGGAAACACGUUCAAAUUGGCUUAUAAUUGUAUUAUUUUUAAUUGGAAAACUGGGCAUAACAUCUUCUUUUGCUGUAAUUUAUGCCUAUACCGCCGAAAUGAUGCCCACCGUUAUACGUAGUGGUGGUGUUGGUGUCAUGUCUACAUUUGCUAGAUUUGGUGCCAUGUUGGCUCCAUUUGUACCUUUAUUGGGCCUUUAUUAUGAAGCUUUGCCUUUACUUUUAUUUGGUGGCGCUUCUUUGUCAGCUGGUUUAUUGGCUUUAUUGUUGCCAGAAACAUUUGGCAAAAAAUUACCAGAUACGGUUGCUGAAGCAAAACAGUUGGGUAAAUCUAAAAAAAGCUGCAGCAGUGAAGUGUCACAAAAUACUAACUCGUGUGGUGAUCAAAACAACUGCUUUGAGAGCAGUAGCAAUUAUAAUAAUAAUAAUAAUUCAACUCAGCUCAGUGAUUAAUAAUUUUCAUUUAAAUAGCAAUUAAGUAUUAAAGAUUAAACUUAUUUUUUUAUAUUAACAAAUACAUACAA